CACUCACUCGCUUAUAACUAAACCUUAGUUCACUUGAGUCCAAUCCAAUUCAGCUCACCUAGGGUUAGGUUUUUUGAAUUGUAUAUUUUGUUUUUAAUGAAGCAGGUUGUGAUUAUGAAUAUAAGAGGAUUGAAUUGAUUGAAUUUUGAUGGUGUUUGAGAUUGGUUGGUGAAAUGAAGGCGGUGAAUCCAAGGCCUUUACAGACGCGUUUUCCGUACGAAAAUCACGGGGAAGUGCCACGUCUACGCAUCGAUGACGAAGAAUACGAGGACGAUGAUGAUGAUGAUGAUGAUACCAUGGAUGAGGCUGAGGAUGAUCACGUGACCUCGGUGAAUGCUUCCAACCACCACAGAGGUGGUGUUGUGGUGGCCUCGAGGACCAGUGAGCUCACUCUCGCUUUCGAAGGCGAGGUCUAUGUUUUCCCCGCUGUUAAACCCGAGAAGGUGCAAGCAGUGCUUUUGCUUCUGGGCGGGCCUGAAAUACCGACUGAUGUGCCCACUGUCAAUGUUCCUUAUGAACCAAAUAAAAAGGGUAUGGAAGACACACCACCAAGGUCAAAUCUUUCACGAAGAAUAGCCUCUCUUGUUAGAUUUCGUGAAAAAAGAAAAGAGAGAUGCUUUGACAAGAAAAUCAGAUAUAACGUCCGAAAGGAGGUUGCUCAGAGAAUGCACCGCAAGAAUGGUCAAUUUGCAUCGUUGAAACACAGUUCAGGGUCUUCUAGUUGGGAUCCUGGAAAGAGUUGGCCCCAGGGGGGUGGAACACCUCAUCCGGAAACCGUUCUUCGGAGAUGUCAACAUUGUGGUGUUAGUGAGAAUGCUACUCCUGCUAUGCGUCGUGGGCCAGCUGGACCAAGGACACUCUGCAACGCGUGUGGGCUUAUGUGGGCAAAUAAGGGAACAUUAAGAGAUCUCAGCAAGGGAGUGAGGAAUCUUCCUUUGAAACAAUUUCAACUGGAAACACCAAUUGAUAUUAAAGCUUCAAUCCCUAAGGGUGAAAAUUUUUCUGGCGACCAGGAUGGUCCUGUAUGAUUCGACUUCUGUUCUGUGAAAAGAACAAGUUUGGCUGAAAGUUCUUACCCACUUUGUGGCUUAUGCAGGGAACUCCUGAAGAUCCUUCUAGGACUGUAACUGAAGGAACUGAGAACGACUCUGGUAUUCCAGAUGAGGAACAUUUAUCUGAACCGACGGAGAGACUUACAAACAAUUUGCCUAUGGAUGCUGUGCAUUCCUCAGGCAACCUUGAUGAGCAGGAAGCAUUUGAUGAAUUUGCAGAUGCUUCGGAAACAGAGUUGGAUAUUCCUGCUAAUUUUGAUUAGUAGGUUCGGUUUCUUAGCCUAGCUACAUCGCACCAUCUCUAUUGACUUGUCUCAGCCUUUGAUGCUUUGAACAGGUCCCCACUAUCGACGACCUCGAAAAUAAGGGCAACCGGUGUGUUUGUGUCGUCGUUACUUUAGUUUAUAUGGCCUUUCAUUGUCUCUGGUUGCUGUGAUCACCUCACUUUUUCGAGAGGCACAAUGCAAAUUCAAUCAACACUACAAUGUGUGGGAUUGGUAAAUAUUAUCGAUAUGGCUGAGUGCUAGUGUCGUGUUUGUGUGUAGUUGAGAGAUUGUUCUAGUGUCUAAAGCAGUCAUAAUAUGUAACUAUUUGCUAUGGCUCAUUCUAAUUGGAUUUUAUUGAAAUCUUUCUAAAGUUUUAUUUUUGAUUGUGUAAAGUUGUGCAG
This is a messenger RNA of Ilex paraguariensis (yerba mate), 1719 nucleotides long. The record is from the annotation of a GenBank genome assembly. NCBI's taxonomy places the organism in Eukaryota, Viridiplantae, Streptophyta, Magnoliopsida, Aquifoliales, Aquifoliaceae.